UAGAUUACUGUGUGUUUUGUCUGUGAUAUAUGUGUUAUUUGUAAUUGUGGAUUGUAUUUGUGUGUUUGUGUGUGUGAUUUUUUUCGUUGAACCGUGGGUACCCUUAUUUUAUAGAUAACUUUGUAAGUUUUUGAUAUUUUGGCUGUAACUAUUUUUUCCUUUUGAGUAAACCGGCUAGUUGACAUUUAUAAAGUGAAAAUAGCGUGACCUAGAUUUUUUUGGAUUACUUUUUGGAUUUAUUGCUUUAUUUACGAUGAAAUAAAAGCUGUGAGCAUAUCAUUUUGUCACCCGAAACGGCGUCGUCAGGGUCCCCCAAAAUGGAGACGAACGUAGAUAGCACAGCAUCAUACGGGUCAGAGCCAAAGAACGGUCGAAUUGGAAAAAUUGUUUUUACCGUUUCCAAGGAGAAGGCGAUUGAGACCAUUAGGAGGCAUUUGCUCCGCGUGUUCAAACGAGAGCUAGGAAACUUUAUUGAUCACCUGCAUUCUGGCUAUCCUGAUUCGAAACAUCUUACUUUCACUCACGUAUUUUUGCCAUCUGACAAGAACUGGAUUGGGGUUAACGUUAGUGGAUACGAAAAGUUCAAGGAACUACUACAGAAGAAAAAUGCCUCACGGAAUUGCGUCACGACGUGUUUGAACGCAUAUUUUAGGGAACACCGUAUAAGUGAACAAUGUGGUUUAAGAAAGGAGUCAGCAAUCGACUUUAAAUUCCAUCUCAAAACGAAACAGAGCCCCCAGACACCAAGUUUUCCAAUUGCGAAGUCAAAGGAAAUCACUGAGCUUAAGGACGUAUCUUUUGUUUUCGACCACCCAUCGGAUGUUGCUACCGACAGUUUAUUUAUCAGAGGUUCCUUAACCGAUCUAAUCAAUGGCCAACUGCAUGGAAAACCAAUGUGUAACAUUACCUUUGCAUUUACACAGUCUGAAAUCGACGAGGUCAAUGGAAAAAUAUACCAUUACGAACUGCACAAAGCAUCAAAACUAUCAAAUAAUAAUCCUGAAAUAAUUCAUGUGGAUUAUAAAUUAAAAGUGGAAUCAUCGGUUGUCCAUAGGGAUUGUUUUAAAGACACUUCUGGGCAAUUAUUCGAUUUGAUUUCGAGUAAGGAAUAUGAUCCGAAUCAAGUGUGCGCGCAAGUAGAUCGCUUAAAUAGGUAUUAUCUCAAUUCAGAACGUGACAGGGUAAUAGCUGUUAAAGCUGUUAUUGAAAGAAUUUCGUUUGCCAGCAAAAAUAUGAUUCCGGGGCUGAACCUUUUCCUUGUUAUUGAAAGGGUAUUUAAAAAUCAGUAUCAUAUCAUGGAAACUGUUUUUAGUUCGGAACAGGCUGCGGCAUUGAUAGCGAUAUUACUGGAUAUGUCAAUUAGUGACUUCCCAGAUAGGUGUCAAACAAAUAUGCUGACUAUCAGUCAGGAAGUAUUUAAAAUAGCGAUUGGAAGUACAUUUUCUAUGGCCGCAUAUCUGAACUGCGUUUGGGAAAGUUGUUUGGGAAAGAAGCAUAAGAUUGAUGUUGUUGAGAAUUAUUUGAAAAAGAAUCCAUCAGACCGUGUUAUUCUUUAUAGUGAUCAAAAAGAACUGAAUAUAUUAUGCAACACUAUAUUUCAAGACGUCCUUAAAGGAAUUGACCAAAUUUGGAGCAUUUUUGAGGAACUCUUUAAAAACUUGCCGCAAGAGAACGCAUUUAAUGUUCUAGUUCAUAUUACUAGAAAAACGGAAGGUAAUUUCGAAGGUAAUUUUACCAACAGGAUAGAAACGCUUUUGCCGCAUGUUUUUGACUACGUAAAGAAAUAUAUUUCGGAAAGAAGUCCGGAAGAUGAUCUUGACUCAUUUGUGGAUUUUAUUUGGACAUUGAAAACCAUUCCAGGAUGUGUCAAUGAUGAAAUGAGAGGUCGUAUUGAGGAACUGUUGCUUAAGUAUCUUCAAAUACAUCGUGUCAAAUGUUCGUCCAAGAUGUUUGAACAUAUACUACGUAUUCUUGACAGUGAAUUCGUAUUUGUUGCUUCUGGUAGGAAAAAAGAACUUUUGCUGGCUAUGGCAAGUUCUAAAUCAAAACUUGUGCGUGAUAAUUUUUGUCAUAUUUGCCACAGUUUUAAAGAUUUAAAGGUGCCCUUUCAAGAUAUUCUUGUUUCAAUUCCGGAAGAAACAACCACACAACUUAUAAUAACCAAUAUUUGCGAGCUUGAAGAAGAAUGCCAAAACGAUGAUGAAUUAUUAUAUGACAUUUUCAAACAUUUGAAAUGGCUUUUGGAAUCAUUUGAGCAAUUAACAUACGACGAGAAUAAGAUUCUUGAACAAUGUUUAUCAGUUAUAAAACGCUCAACGUUGGAAAGUAUAAUGGAUGUUACAAAGAGCAUGGAUACAACAUUUAAACAGUUUCAAAGCGUUGUUGAUAUUCUUACAAAAGGCAUAUCUGACUCAAUUAACGACAGGUGUCAUCGAACUCAAACAAAGCCGUGUGACAUUGUUACGCGAAUGGAACGAGAGGGAAAACUGAUCAUCGAUUCAAGAGCUGAACUUCGGGUCGUUUGUCAGCUUAUUGAGUGUUGUAGUACAAAUCAUUCAGAAGACGACUGUUUUGCAAUUUUCGAUGAACAAACUCGACAUUCAGUUUUCUGGGAAAGUAUUGCUCAAGCAGAAGGUCGAAUGAGUACAGAACUUCAUGAAUUGAAUGUAUACCAGCGUAUCACGCAAGCCAUUCAAGAUGUAGCAAACCAGUACAAAUCAAGAGAAAUAUUCAUAGAUAAGUGCGAAACCAUUGUAAAAACAAAUGUUAAGCGUUUACUAAAGAUCUACAACGUUUCCGAGGAUGACAUCAAAGAAAUAUUGGACAUUAUAAAACAAAAGAAAAUGCGAACAAAAGAAUAUGUCACUAUCGUAAUUGACUUUUUAAAUUGUUGUACGGCACGUUUUCCGUCCUUACUAGGCAUUAACGAAGGCUUAUCGUUUUCACAAAAACUCAUGGAACGACUUGAUACCGGAGCAAUGAGCCUAAAAGAUUACAAAUCGAAAGCAUUUUGGGAAGACUAUGAGGAUUUGUCAGACAUAUCUUCGGACCUUUUUCAAGUUGUUAAGUCUGAUGUGUUUUGGAUUGUUAACGAUGAGAACAUCAGUCUUUUCGUUUCACUCAAUGAGCGAUUAGAAAAACAAUCAUCCUUAGAAGGAAAUGUGGCAAUAGAUCUCAUCCAGAACUUAAAGGAAUUUCUUGGAAAAGAGUGCUUACAAAAGUAUCAAAAUGCAUGGAAGAGACUAAACAAUACUGCAAAUAUAACGAUGAAGGAAGUGUCGGAAAUACUUGAAACGAACUGUGAAAUGAAAGAGGAAAUUAGUAUAUUUGAAAAGUUAUAUGCACCACAGACUCUUUCAGACGACGUGAAAGACGCUUUGCUGAACCUUUCCGAUAGGGAAAAACUUCCGAAAUUAGUAUCAGCAAUCGACGCAUUUGUCAAAACAUUUACAAUUGAUAUGACUGGUGAUGACCGAAUUACAAAAAGCAUGGACAUUCUUAAUAACUUUACCUCUGACGUUAACAGCGACAUAAGUCUUUCGUCCGUAAUAGAAGAUUUAUACAGGGUGACACAGUUAACAGAGUGUGUUAACCGGAAAACCCUUAUUAUCAUACAAGCACUUGGAAAAUCCGUUCGACUUGUUGAUUUCAUACGACAAAUUGAUAUUGAAAAUGUCCGAACAUUAUACGAUGCAGUGGACUAUAUCUCAGAGACAAAUAUUGAAAAAGAAACAAUCAAAUCGCUGCAAGAUGUAGUCAUAUUUUUGAAUCCAAUACUAAAAAAGAUAACGGAGAAAAUAUCUCUUGAUGAGAUAUUGCAUGAUAUGCAAGACCGAAUCAAUACUGUUAAAGAUGAAAAGCUUGAUAGCAAAGUCAACGAUUGCAACAGUAAUGUAUAUACACUAACAUACCUUUAUAAAAAUGUUGCCAAUCGAGAAGAGCAAACGAUAGACGUUAUCUCCAAGAUAGAACAAAAUGGUAUGUUUAGUUUUGAAAUACACAGCCGAUGUAGCACUGUUACUCUCAGUGUGUACUACAAUGACACUGUCAGUCAAAAUAAAAUCCAACGAGGUGAAAAUAAAAUGAAUGAUUUGCGAAGUAGAACUCUUUUACUGAAGAAUUCACUCAACGAAAAUGAACAUCUGCUAAAUUUAAAUUCAUUUCUUUCAAAAAUAGAAACAGCAUUCGAAAUAAAGAAUAUUAUGGAAGCUAUAUUAGAUUCAGGAUGCACCUUGGACCCUGUACUUGUGCAGGGAUCUGCGUUAUAUUCCGUAAAGAGAAAGUUAUCAGAACAGCUUUUAGACUGGAAAACGAAGAUAGACCAUGCAAGAAUGCAAUAUUUUCUGCUGACCUUUGUGCAAGGUCGUAAAAUAAAUAUUCUCAUAGAAUAUCUUCAAAAUAAAAACCCGCACUCAAAAGGAGAUGAAGAUGAAGUAACUACUAUACUUCAAUUUAUAUAUUCCGGUUUCGAGGUAAGCUAUCUUCAAACUGCCUACGAUAAAACAGAAAACGAUUGUGAUAUCAGUAGACUUGGAUGCGCCCUUCAUAAAGUUUAUAACGACAAAUUCCCAACUGACUCCUGUAAUGAUUCCUUCGAAAUGGAGGUUGAAAAAUGCAAAAAGUCAUCAUAUUUCUUAAAAAGUAAUAUUUGUUUCGUGCGCUUAAGCAAAAACAAUUCAGACGUACUUCGAACAAUCACGACAUUAUACAUGCAGGAUUGCGGGCGGAUGCCUUUAAGGCAUGAACUGAUAACGUGUUCAACAUGGACAUCAUGGGAGGAGCUACAGUCCCUCGUAAUGCGAUGUAAACGGAGUUCAGAAUUCAAGCACGUGGAAACCUCAUUGUUCUGUAUAGCUAAUAUCGAAAUGCUUUCAGCUGAUUUACAGUCAAAACUGAUACAAGAAUUAGUGACUUUUGUGAAACACAAGCAGGGCCGAAUCGCGAUAAUAUGCCGAUUGAUAAGUUUACAUCCGUUUGUACAGACACUUUCUGAACACGAGGUCCAACCGGAACUACUGACCACUUCACAAAUGUCAAAUAGCUUGAAACAACACUACAAAGAUAUAAAGAUAUUCACUUCUGCUACAGCUGGACAAGGAAAGACUACGGCCAUUGUGCAAAAAGCGAGGUCACAUGGAAAGAGUAUUCGCACGCUUCACAUAAGUGGACAAUUCAAUGAAAAAAAUACUCUUAUGCGACUGAACGAGUUACGAAUCCAAUCGUGGCACGUUCUGCACAUCGAUAUAGGCGAAACUUGUAACAUUGACGAACUUGAUCAAUUUAUCUUUAGACUUGUGGUUCUAAAGUAUGCUUCUGUGGAUUCAACAGCAUUUUUUCUUUCUUCAGAAAUUGUUUGUAUAGAAAUAGCGUCAUCACAUGAUACACUAUUUAAAACAGGUUUUAAGGCGACGAUGAUGUUUGAUGAAAUCCCUUUAGACGCAGAUCCUAUAUCGCGUUUGGUCAUUAGUGAAGAAACAUUUAGUCCUAUUCAAGUUGUCUCACAUUAUUUAAAACUUUUAGAAGAUGGAAAAAUUAAUAAUGAAGAUUUCACUUUCCAGCAAAUACCUGUCGAUGGAGAGCUUUGUAAAAACCUGUUGCGAAAAUAUAUUCCGGAUGGUCGAAACUUGUCAUUCAGCCAGAUUCAGGUAUUCGUUUGUAUACUAGCUGACCAGUUAAAGCGGUUUACGUUAAGCAAUUUCUUCAAAGUAAAUAUCCUCAAGGAAGGCAAUGAUAACCUAGUAAGAAAAUCAAUUUUGGAAACUAUCAUUCAAAUGGCAAAUGAUAUCGCUGCUAGACCUGUGCAGUUUUCUGAGAAUGCAAGCACAGGAGUUAAUUAUGUGAUAGCAAAUUUGAAACGAAUAGAACGUUGGGACCAGAGAAAUCCAUUUGCUUGCGUUUUCAAUGAUUCAAAUGAACAGACGAUUACAGUCUUAUAUAGAUCGGAAAACGAGCUUCCCUAUAACAUUUUUAACUUACUGCAUCAUCAGUUACACCAAGGGCCACCUAAAUAUACAGAAAUGACCCAGGAACAGUUAUACGACGUAUUGCAUCGGAUCCUGGGGACGACAUCGGAAAUUCCAGAUGAUUACGUUUUGACACCUGACAAUUUAUUAAAGAUGACAUUAAUCAUGCUGCGAAUUUGGGCUUCUGUACCAGUUGUCAUAAUGGGAGAAACUGGCUGUGGCAAAACGUCAUUGAUCAGAGUCCUUGCUCACGCAUGCCGUGUUCCAUGUCGAGUAUUUCGGUUACACGCCGGAAUUAAGGAAACAAAAAUAUUGGAGUUUCUGAUUGAAGAAAACAAUGAAUGUAAAAAGAACCCUUUCGAACAAAGGUGGCUAUUUAUUGAUGAAUUGAAUACGACUGAAUGCAUUGGAGUUAUCUCCGAUUUAAUAAGCCACGGAAUGGUUCAUGGAGAAUUACUUGCUCCUAACUUAAAGAUAGUAGGUGCGUGUAACCCAUAUAAGAAACGUAGUAUUCUACCAUCUCAAGCAGGUGGCAUCAACACAAAGCUACAAAAUGAUCCACUGUCUGAGUUAGAGUAUAGAGUUGUUCCUUUGCCCCAGUCAGUUUUACAGUAUGUUUGGGAUUUCGGAAGUUUAAUGGAAAAAGACGAACACGAGUAUAUUCAUGCAAUGGUAUAUACAUUGUGUAAGGAUUCUGAAAUUAAAGUAAGUAUUGUUGAUGCCAUUACGAGGUCUCAAGUAUUUAUAAAAUCAAGAAAAGAAUACACAUCAGCAGUUAGCCUUCGUGAUGUGAAUAGAUGUUUAAAGCUGAUGCAUUGGUUUUACGAUCUGCAAAACCUUUUGGGUAAGAACAAGGAUGAACAUCAAGCAGUAAUUUUAGCAUUAGUGUUAACAUAUCAGAUGAGAUUUCGGGAACGAUGCAUUAGGCAGGAGUACGAAAAAGUGAUCGCAACCCCAUUUUCUAUCUCUGGACAUGAGGUUGCAAACAUAAUUCAGAGUGCUCAAAAAGCCAUUGUUUCAGAAAUGGAAUUUCCUGAAGGCACUGCCAUAAAUUCCAUUCUAUGCGAUAACAUAUUUGUGUUACUAGUAUGCAUCAUCAACAAAAUACCAGUCAUGUUAGUUGGAAAGCCAGGGAGUAGCAAAUCGCUGUCUAUUCAAAUAAUUCAAAAUAAUUUAAGAGGUUUAGAUUCAAAAAGUCCGCUGUUUCAGAACUAUCCUUGUUUGAUUUCUGUUCCUUACCAAGGUAGUGAGACAGCAACAUCUGAUGGAAUAGAAGAAGUCUUUAAGAAAGCAGUAAGCCGACAACAUUCUGAAAAUGACGUCAUUGCUGUUGUAAUUUUAGAUGAAAUCGGGUUAUCUGAAGUAUCGCCAUUUAACCCACUGAAGGUUCUUCAUUCCCGCCUUGAGCCAUACGAAGGAGGUAAACCUGAAGUGGCCGUAGUCGGACUAUCUAAUUGGGCACUUGAUGCAGCGAAAAUGAAUAGGGCAAUUCAUAUCUACAUCCCAGAUAUGGAUGAGGAUGAACUUAUCUCAACAGCACGCGAAUUACGAAAGUCCUUUCCAAAAUACUCCAAAUUUGACCAACAGGAAGAAAACGACUUUAAAAAACUUGCAAAAGCAUACUUGAGGUAUACAACGGAAAUAGUCAAUAACGGAAACUAUAUGUAUGGUCUACGAGAUUUUUAUGCUCUGAUAAAACAUUUGGUAAGAAACCAAGCACUUAAGGGCGAAAACAAAAGCCUUGUUAUGCUAGAAGGAUUUCAAAGAAAUUUCAAUGGACUGCCAGAAGGCAACAUUUUUGUUAAAAUGUUUUUUCAAGAGGAUACAUUACCUUUAAUUCCGAUUACAAACCUAAUAAGAAGCAAUAUAAAUGACCCAUUAGCAAGACACCUGAUGAUUAUUUCCCGGGGAAAUAUAAGCAUAAAUAUUGUUGAAAACAUAGUUGACAACAUUUUAAAAAGACGAAAAGAAGUAAUUGUUGGUAGUUGCUUCAAAGAUGAUUUAAAUGACGAAUACUAUUACAGAGUGUUGAGUAGAAUUAUAUUUUGCAUGGAACAAGGACACGUAUUGAUUUUAAAGAAUCUGGACCCUUUAUAUGGAAGCUUAUAUGACAUGCUUAAUCAACGAUAUACGACUGUUGCAAAUAGGAAAACAUGCCGCGUCGCACUUGGUCAGUACACAAAUCCCUUUUGUCAUGUUGCUGAUGGAUUUCGGUGCAUCGUUUUUGUAGACGAAUUUGCAUUAAAUAAAAGUGAUCCCCCGUUCCUUAACAGAUUCGAAAAACAGCUGUUAUGUGCCUCAAACAUUCUGAACAAACAGCAAACAAAUGUGCACCAAAAGGUAGCAAAUUGGAUAAAAGCUCUGUCAUGUGAUAAUGUUGUCACAAGUUGUUUCCCGUGUUUUGACGAGGAAAGCAUUAUUUCGUUAGUAAGCUAUGCUACAUCUGUUAACAAGGAUACUGAGCAAAGUUUCGAAUUGUGUCGGAAUUUGUUGUUAUGGCUUCUUUUGCCUGAUGCUUUUGUUAGAGCGCAUGAAGUACUAAAAGCAGAAGAGCAGGCAAAUAUAUAUCUGUCUCUACCAAUACAUGAAGGGCUCGAAAGUUACAUACAAUUUCAACAAUCAGGGCAAGAAGCAACGCUUUCCAUUGAACUUACUAUGGUCUUCACUUUCUGCAACAUCCAUUCAAGUCUUCACAUACCUAACGCCGUCAAUUUAUGUUCAUUUCAGUCAGAAAAGCAGUUUACUGAAAUGGUUAAACUAUUUUUGACGGAGACAGGUUCUGAUUUGAUCAUUCAGUGUGACGUUGUUUCGGACAUAAAAUUAAUUCCAUUAGCCCGAUUUAUAUUAGACCGAUUGAAAACCGAGGUGAAGUCACAGAUAAAUACAUCAAAGCGUAUAUAUUUUGUUAUGCAUUGCCGAACACAGAAACUUUCCAACACUAUUACUGAGUCUUCAGAUUGUGUGUCUGGGCGGAAGUUGUCGAUAUAUGCCAUAAACUUCCUAUCUGGCUGGAAGUAUGUUACUAUUGAUACCAUCGAAAAACCAAGUUGCACUAUUCCAUACUUUUUGCGAACGUGUCUCUUGGAAAGUAUGGAAACAUUAAAGCCAAUUGAAGUAAUUAUUAGAGAAGAGCUGUUUUGGUCAUUUACUAGGAUACACUAUUCGGUUAAUGGACGUUCAAUUGAUGACAUCGUCUAUUUAGUAACCAGAAUAAGGGACAAAGGAAGCAUGAUCUACAAAAUUAUAGCAGAUCUAGUUUUGAGUAACAUACAGAAAAGGUACGCUCAAAUAAGUUCAGAAUGGGUGUACUCUGUUGCAAACGACCAACUGAUGCUUCUCUCGAGUCAAUCCUUUAUACAGGCUUUAGAACAAUACCUCAUUUCAGUCGUCAAAAAGGAAAUAGCUAAAGUGGUGUAUUGUUUUGAAAAAUUCGGAUUUUUUUCAAAUAUUGAAAAACUAUCAAACACCGUUGAAUUUGCUUCAAAGCAAAAACUGUUAUCAAUUUCAUCUAUUGGAGAUGAGACUGGGCCAGGGUGCUAUAUUUGUACAGCACCAAAUCUAAACUAUCAAUCAGCGUUCAGUCAUUUUAUUUAUGAACGUCUUGAAUUGUCAAAAUCGGAUUUCAUCAAGCAUUUGAAUUCGGUUCAAUGGAAACGUGGGUGUAUAAGACAGAUUCUCCAAAGCGCAGAAGUGACCCUUGUUUCAAAAUGUCAAACGAUGAAUGAGUUUACUAAAGACAUAGAAGGCUAUGAACAUGAUUAUUUCUUAUUAUUCGUACAUCAGUUAAACCCCCAUUAUGGACAAGACAGCAUUAAACUUCUUAAAGUAGUUUUCAAUGCAUUUUGGAAUAUAAGUACGAUGAAGAAUAACAAAGAAAAAGUUCUAUUUUUGCACUACACUGGUUGGAUUUUCUAUCACGAAUGGUCGACUAUUAUAGAAAUGUUUGACGCAUUUCGACAGUUUAAUCAGGACGAAGCUGUUGGUUUGAUUGAUCAUUUGAAGAAAAAACAAAAGAAAGGCGAAUCGCCCGAAUCAGUCCUAGAAGACAUUAUUUGCAACAGGCCAGGACCUUAUCGCGAAGUGUUUUCCGAUGUAGUUGAUUACAUAGGUAAAAGUAUUUUGCCAACAAAUGUACAAAGUGACCUGCACCGGUGGCAUGAAUUGGUUCAACAUUUUGUAUAUGAAGCCGAAAGCAUAUCUGAGCAAUCAAGAUCUCUACCUUCUCUCCAGCUAUGUAUGGAAAUAUUCUGUCACAGAAAAGGGUUUGAAAGUGAGUUCGAAGUUUUAUUUAGUAACUUAUGCGUACAACUCAGAGCACAAAGCGUCGAUUCGCCGCCAGUUUUGGACGCUGUUAUGUCCAUAAUAACUUCUAUCAAAGAUUCACCAGAUGGUACAAGAACAGCUUCCAUUCAAAGAGUUGUUCGUCAAUGCAUUAUAAGUUGUCAAAUGUGUGACGAGCAUUCCAGCAUACACAAGUGGUUCAUAGAAGGUAUUAAAAGUAAAAAUUUACCAAACAAUGAAUUGUUUAGAAUCAAUGCGAUGAUCGUACACUUGCUUGAAAACAACCAAGGCAGUAUACUGGAAAAAGACAUGGAUGACUGCAAUAGGUCAGGAACAUUCUACCAAAUUCUGAACGAAUGCCUGACAAGUAUUUAUAACGAGCAGAGGUUUCAAUUUAUUAUUUUAGUCAUAGAUAUUUUUGAAUCUAUUAUUCUUGAAACAUUUAAAGAUCAGAUAUCAAAAGAACUACUUAACGAUGUAGGCUUGUCGCUACUAGAACGGAAAAUAGGCUUAAGAUAUUUCAUAAGCAUAUCUUAUAUGCGUGCCAUUGUAAGAUGUAUAUCUAUAAAUCCCGAAGUCAUAGAUGAGGUCCUUCCAGAAGUAAUAAAGAUUGUAAUGUCUUUGAGACAGGAAGACAUUUUUCAUGAUCUCUUCAGAUUUACUGACGACGUAAUGAAAAAUGGUAGUGACAGACAUGUUUUAAAGGAUACAUUGGAAAGAGCAAACUAUCAUGGUAAUCAGUCGAUUCAUUUCAACCCUACAACAUUAUAUUUACUUUGCCAGUCUGAAGGUCAAGAAAAGAACCAAGAAAUACUUCAACGGCUCACUAUGAAUGUGCAUUCUGAUUUAGAUAUCAAAACAGAUGAGCCCAUAAGCAACAUAAUUUAUUUCUGGUUUAUAAUGGAAAAUGUGUAUUGUAAGAAUGUGGACAGUUUCGUUUCAAACGGAGAAAAAACCAAAUGCAAAGAGUUGCGAACUAUCUUAAAAUUUGAAGAACUGAUUGGUAAUACGCAUUAUUUUAUGGAGAGAGUUUUUGGAAAAAUGGAUUUUCGCGUACCGCAGCUAAAUGCUAACACAAGUAUGACAUAUGAUGACUCUAUAAUAGCGGCUUUCCUUAUAUCAGCUUCUGCCUUAAUUUUCUUUGAAAAAUGUGGUAUUGCUGACAACUCUAUUUUAAAAUUAUGCCUUCAAAAUCCACUUAAAUUAAAUUUUAAACUUCCUAUUGCAUCGCCGAUAAAUAUGUUAAAUGGACAAUCGAACUUGAAUAUUCCUUGCUAUGACGUGUAUACUUGUACCUGCCAAACGACAAUAGUAUGUUUCGAAGAUCAGAAGAAAACAAGAUGCAUUUCAUGUGGUAAUUCUGAAUAUUUACGAAAGGAUGCAGCCAGCUGUCACAUUAUUGGGGAAACAAAAGAUAAAAAUGUAUUUCAAAAAAUGUCAUUGCUAUCAAAGGAAAUAGUUUUAUUCAUUUUGAAAGGACUGAUCUUAUCCAGCUUAGCCAACGAUUUAGUUAAAGAAGAAAAUCUAAAGACAUUGUUUCAGUCAGAGUGCACACAUGAAUACAUAUGGAAUGACAUAUGCUGCCAUUGGGGUAAUAUUCGGUCCACUUUUAACCUCGAUAGCUUUGAUACGGGUCUGUUAUUGUACAAACUUGUGGUUAAAUCGGACAAAAAACAGGCGCCAUGGAUCUUCGCGGACCGAAACUUUGAAGGUUUGGAUGAAGAGGUUUCCGGUGUGUUUAAAAAGCGUCAUACAUAUUUGGAACGCUUCAAGCAAAAGCUUGAGUCAAUACGACAUGAUUCGACUGUUGACGGACACGAUAACACAUUUUUUCGCUGCGUCUUUAGAAAAAUGUCAUUUCCAAAAUUGGAAGAAUGUGUUUGGAUUGCAAGUCUCAAAGAGCGUAAAUUUCCCUUUCUGAAAUUCGUAAUGGAUAAUCAAGUUCUUCUUCAAUUGCCAUGUCACUUAGUCAGAGUUAUAAAUUGGCAUAUGUCCGUAUUCCGUAACACAGGUAGAUAUCAAAUAAAGCGUGACAUAACUAUUGAAAAGUACCUUCGAAUUUUGUCGAAAGAUGAUAAUGUGUCAUCUAGUGAUUCAACAUUUGACAAACUUCUGGAGUCCUGGGCUAUACUAAGAACCUGUGGCAUUCCAUUUCCUUUUGAAGAAUUAAGUUUAGAAACAAAGAUUCACAACAGUAUCAUCUUGAAUGGAAAUGGGCAAAUCGAUCGAGUAUUUAAUUUCCUUAUUGAAAUUCAAAAUCGUUCUCUAGCUGAGUGCGGAAAACUGGCCAGUCAGUGUAAAUGCCUUGAAUUUUUGUUGAGGGACAAAUGUGCCUGUUUAAAAGGAACAUCAGUGUUAGAAAUAAAAGAGCACGAACUUCUACAUCUUAAUGCUGAAUGGACUCAUAUUAUUGAAGAUGAAUCACAUAGCGGUCUUUCAGAAAAAGAUGGCAGAAAGGUUUACUAUGACUUUUAUAGUAUCGAGAAAGCAUUAGUAAGUCAUCUUGUUAUUGGCAAAAAGUAUAUUAUACAUCGUGAGAUGCCACAUGUUGUAUUUGCUGACGAAUUUUACAAAAAUAUCUGCACUCUCCUCAAAGACGUUUCUGAAAACAUACGUCAGGAGCCAUUACCACAAGAGAUAGAAUCACAGUUUAGGACUAAAUGUGAGCAGGAUGUUUGCCUAGCAUCAGAAAUACUAAGUCAUAUAGGUCUUGCAUGCGCUUUACUAAAGACAACCAAGGAUGAUCCUAUUUCUUCUUUCCAAGACUUUACUUGCCGUCAAAAUGUUCUAAAACAUUUCCCCGAUUCAUGCUUUCCGGACACUUCAAUGACUUUAAAGCUUUGCCAUUCUGUUGCGUUGCACGAAUUAAUGGAGGAAGUUUACGUUGAUUCGAAAUUAUUGACUCUUGUUGUAGAUAAAAAACUGUUCGAAGGUUUUUUAAAUAAGUACCUAAAACAAUUCCGGGUUGAAGAACUGGAAUUUCUGCAAAAGGCCUUGAAGCGUUUUGUCUACAGAAAAGGCGAUACUGAUGCUUUGGACGAUCAACGUGUUAUCAAUCUACUUUCCGAGCCAUGCUUUUGGUCAAGUCAGACGAUGAUUAACGGCGUUGUAAGAUUUAAAGACAGGGAAUUAAAGUUGACUGAACUGAUCCAUAAUGACCUAAGGGUGAAAGAUAUUGCCUCCAUGAUUGGCAGUAUACAAGGAUGUUUAAAGGAGAAGCAGGAGAAACGAAAAAUUCCAGUUGUUGUUUCAAAGUCAGAGACACGAGACCCCAAGGUUUUUGUUCCUCGUAGAAAAGCCAGUAAAAUAGGGAAAAUAUAGACCAGUUACGUGUGUGUAACCAGGAGAGCACCAUGAAAUAUUUAACCAAGCACGAACGCCAUUUAGACGUUUUUUUUAAAUCAAUAUGUGUUCGCUAAUGAUAUGUAUAGUAUAUUAUAUUGGACCACGCCCGUUGCAUUAUAUUUUACUGCAUAUCAGAGCGACCGAGUAAGUAAAGCUUUCGAAAGAUAAAGAAGAGAUGAAGUUUACUUUUCGAGUAUUCAGAUGCCUUAAAGCGUCAUUGCUAUUUAAUAUAUGUGUUAUAUAUUUACCGUAAAUAACUGUAUGUUUACAAUUGCCUUAAUUGUUUAUUGAGGCGUUAUGCGAAUAUCUAGUAGAUCAGUAAAACAAUCAUAGUUUCGUAUGUAUAUUUGCUGUAUAUUGCUUUUUUAACGAAAAAAUAUGUAAUGCCUUUAAGAUUUGUAAUGUGUAAAUGCGUAUAUAAAUAUAUUUCAAUUUGCCAUUUUACCAGUUUGUAGACAACUAUAUCAGUAUUCAUUUUAUGACUAUAUAGUCUAAUAUUCUAAUUGAUUGUUCAUAAAUUGCAAAAUUAGAAAGGUAAAUAGUCUUAAAUAUUGAUAGCGUGAGAUUGAGAUUAUUGAAGCAUGCAUCCUUCUUGUAUCCAAAAGUUUUAUUUUUUAUUAAUACUAAUGUAAUGUACAUUUGAAAUUAUAUAAGUGUCCUUUAAUUGUAGAUACACAUUGUAUUAUGACAAUUUAAUAUUCUGGUGUGUCAUUUGAAACAAGAGUUUGUAAAAUAAUAUCUUGAUCGUGCCUUUGACCAUUAUAAUUCAACAUUUAACCAAUUGACAUGUAAAUAAUAUGUUUGCUGUGUAUUCAAUUAACACCUAAGAAUGCAGUGUUUGUAAAUAUUGCAGAUAUAAUAUGUUGUAUUGCUUUCUAUAUAUACUUCGUCUGAUUUUUCUUCCUUAUAAUUUCACAUCAUAUAUUUUUAUUAUUAUUGUAUAAUCUACCAGCAUAUAUUGAGGCUGAUUACUCACAUAAACAUACUAAUAUGUACUAUGUUAACAUGGUCUGGCUUUCGUUAGUUUAUGAUUCUUCAAUAUCAAUUUCAUGUUUCUUUUUUGUGAAAAUAUAUAUGUUUUUUAAGUAUUGUAUCGCUAUGGGUUUAUAUUAAUAUCAAUUAAAGCGUUCAUUUUUAUGAGCUAGACAUAAAAGUAUGUACAUAGAAAAUUUAAUUCAAAUAAUCUUAUCUAAUUUAAUUUGAUAUCGAAUGAAAUAAAUGGA
Molecule: messenger RNA, 14812 nt
Organism: Mya arenaria
Lineage: Eukaryota; Metazoa; Mollusca; Bivalvia; Myida; Myidae
Exons: 8
Coding region: 318-13565 (4415 amino acids)
Molecular function (GO): ATP hydrolysis activity; ubiquitin-protein transferase activity
Source: RefSeq, a predicted model, not a curated record